AUGUCAACGCGCCAAGCAGAAAAAUCUAGUCCAGAUGCAGUGGAAACAAAUCCUAGAGGCAUUCCUAAAGUUCAAUUUGUAGAAAAUGUUGAAGAUUUUAUUGAAAAGUCUUCUUCAACGGUUGAGGUUACCCUUAGUAAAUUUCAAGAAACUGUUGCAAAAUAUAAAUUUAUGGAAGUUAAUUUCUUGAGCCGUAAGAAAGCACUUGAACUUAAAAUACCAGAAAUAAAAAAAACUUUAACUGUCGUAGAAUUCUUGAUUUCAAAUCAGGAAUCUAAUAAACCGAUAGAGACCAUUUUUGAAUUAAACGACACGCUGUGGGCUGCUGCCAAAACUAAAUCAACAAAAACAAUUUAUUUAUGGCUUGGGGCAAACGUAAUGAUUGAGUAUACGUUACAAGAAGCAAAAGAGCUUCUUGAAAAUAAAUUGUCUAACGCACAAAAUUCAUUAAAUAAUGUCGUGGAAGAUUUAGAAUUUCUUAGGGAACAAAUAACUACAAUGGAAGUUAAUACUGCACGAGUUUAUAAUUGGGAUGUCAAACAAAGAAGGGUUAAAAGACAAGCGGAGACGAGAAAGGAAUUAGCAAAUGGUGCCUUUGAUCACCAUAUUGUGCCUUUAGUUAGUGUGACAAGGAAAAUUUUUGGUCACGGAGAGAUAAUAAUUGUGACGCAAAAUCAACAAGGGAUAGUACUGAAUGCGGUUCCAGAAAGUCCAGAAAGAAUGCAAGGAGAAUUUAAUGAAGCGAGAUGGAAUGAAGUAACCCUACCGUAUGUACUUACUACGGACAUCAUGGAAGAUUAUAAAGAACGCGUCGAAAAAUUUAACAUUCACGGAUGUUGGGAAUGGUCAAAUGGAGCAGUAAUAAUCUAUGAACUUCUCUCUAUGCAACACGAAGUUUGCAUCGGUGCAGUUGCUGAAGAAAUAAUGGAUGUUGUAGAAAU
Molecule: messenger RNA, 941 nt
Organism: Diversispora eburnea
Lineage: Eukaryota; Fungi; Glomeromycota; Glomeromycetes; Diversisporales; Diversisporaceae
Source: the annotation of a GenBank genome assembly